GUGGCGCUAAUAAGACGCACAGCUACAACACAAACACACACACGAAGAAAACGGCGGUGGCGUUUGUUGUUUGUUGUUGUUUGUUGUUGUUGUCAGCUGACAGCCAGCCACAUGGAGGACCACAGAGAGGUGCUGGACAGACAAACUCUCCUGAAUGAAGCGAAUAAUGAGUUUAACAGCCAUCAUUGGAAACGCGCAGAGGAUUUGUACACAGAGUUCAUCGACAUCUGCAUGGCGUCUGGAGAAUGCGAUCGUAAUGACCUCGCCAUAGCCUACAAUAACCGCGGCCAGGUGAAGUACUUCCGGGUUGAUUUUUAUGAAGCCGUGGAUGAUUACAGCGCAGCUAUUAAAGCCAACAGGCAGUUUGAAGUGGCUUACUACAACCGAGGAUUAAUACGGUACAGACUGGCUUCAUCACAAACUGCAGGGUGUCCCAAAAGUCUCCAUACACUAGGGGAUUGUGUUUGGCAGCACCACGUCGGUCGCCCCUCCGUUAGCGGACGUUCGUGGACGAUCACUUCUUCUCGGUCGGUCCGCAACAUUUCCAGUCUUUGUGAAUUUGUUAAUAGGUUUGGCGACAGUGACGUGCGUGAUGUGGUCGCCGUGUUUCCUGUUCAUCGCGACCUUCCAGCCACACUUGGCCAUGUGGGGAAUUUAUGUACCAUGCUGGCAUCGAAGACCUUGCCAGUUUCGCCAACUCUUUCCAGGGGAAAGUAGAUGAAUGAAAGUGCAUGCUCAAAAGUUCUCUAGAAUUCACCAGAUGACCUCACAGGCUAAUUUCCUAUUUGUUCAUUCGUCAUGAAUUCGGUAAUUUGGAUAACAAGUAGGAAGAAGGAUAUUUUUCUGAAGACACGUAGAACAGAAUAAAGCUGUAGGAAAAGAACAAAAAAAAAAAAACAGUGUAUAUGAUGGGCUCCUGAGUGGUGUAACAUGCCAAUGCUACAGCUGUCCGAGUCAAGCCAGCAAAAUUGUUUUGCGAGGAAUGUCUGUCACAGCGACACUAGCCAAUCGUGAGCUAUGUUUCCAUCCAAGUUGCAAAUGUAACUUAUGGGAAUAUCACAUAAAAUGUUUGCGAAUAAAGCGCAAUUUCCAUCCCAUGCGUUCAAGAGAACGAAAUCAUCACUUCCGGGGAAACUGGCGCAAAAUCGUCUAUGCAAACAAACCUCUCGCGCUCAGCCAUUUUUACCUUUCUGAGCCAAUUAUCCAAUCACGUGCUUUGUU
Ictalurus punctatus (channel catfish) is the source of this 1221-nucleotide messenger RNA. RefSeq names its product tetratricopeptide repeat domain 32 (gene ttc32). Gene Ontology annotation, molecular function: protein binding. The transcript has 4 exons. Lineage: Eukaryota; Metazoa; Chordata; Actinopteri; Siluriformes; Ictaluridae. Bases 112 to 717 code for a protein of 201 amino acids. The record is from RefSeq and is a predicted model, not a curated record.